Molecule: messenger RNA, 10196 nt
Organism: Acanthopagrus latus (yellowfin seabream)
Lineage: Eukaryota; Metazoa; Chordata; Actinopteri; Spariformes; Sparidae
Gene: usp32
Product: ubiquitin specific peptidase 32
Exons: 34
Coding region: 187-5040 (1617 amino acids)
Biological process (GO): protein deubiquitination
Cellular component (GO): Golgi apparatus
Molecular function (GO): calcium ion binding; cysteine-type deubiquitinase activity
Source: RefSeq, a predicted model, not a curated record
AGUGACCUGUAGAGUCAGGUCAUGUGACAGAAUGGAGGCGUCGCUGAAAACAUUCACCCGUUCACCACAUACACACACCACCAGGGACCCAGUCCAUUUCACAAUAAACGGAUAAGGUGACAAACAGGUCUGAUCAACUCCGUGAAUAACGUUCAUUUCCUCACAUCGCAAUGAAAUGAGGGGAGCAUGGGGGCCAAAGAGUCGAGGAUAGGAUUCCUGUCGUAUGACGAGGCCGUCAAGAGAGUCACUGAUGUGGAACUGAAACGGCUGAAAGAUGCCUUCAAGAGAACCAGCGGCAUCACCUAUUACAUGACCCAGCAGUGCUUCUACAGGGAAGUGCUGGGAGAUGGGGUUCCACAUAAAGUUGCAGAGGUGAUCUACACCUCAUUUGGAGGCUCUUCUAAAGGGCUGCACUUCAACAAUCUGAUAGUGGGUCUGGUGCUUCUGACCCGAGGACGCGAUGAGGAGAAGGCUAAAUACCUCUUCAGCCUGUUUGCCAGUGAUCUAGGCGGAUACGCUGCAAGGGAAGAUAUAGAAGCAGUUCUGCAGGUCCUGGAUGGAGAAGUCCCAACCUCCCUCAAGAAGUGCUUCAGUGAGGGUGAUAAAGUGAACUAUGAGCGCUUCAGGAGCUGGCUGCUACAGAACAAGGAGGCCUUCACUUUGUCCAGAUGGCUUCUGUCUGGAGGAGUGUGUGUCACGCUCACAGAUGACAGUGACACGCCCACCUUCUACCAGACCCUGGCUGGCGUUACACACUUGGAGGAGUCAGACAUUAUAGAUUUGGAGAAGCGCUACUGGCUGCUGAAAGCCCAGUCCAGAACCGGCCGCUUUGACUUGGAAACCUUUGUCCCUCUGGUCUCUCCUCCAAUCCAUGCCUCACUGAGUGAAGGCUUAUUUCACGCUUUUGAUGAGAAUCGGGACAAUCACAUCGACUUUAAAGAGAUAUCUUGUGGACUGUCUGCGAGCUGCAGGGGGCCCAUUGCUGAAAGACAGAAAUUUUGCUUCAAAGUGUUCGAUGUGGACCGUGAUGGGAUUCUGUCUCGAGAUGAACUCCAUGAAAUGGUGGUGGCCUUGCUGGAGGUGUGGAAGGACAAUCGCACAGACACACUCCCUGAGCUGCACAGUAGCGUGUCAGACAUCGUAGAGGACAUUCUGAAGAUGCAUGACACAACCAAGCUGGGUCACUUGACCCUGGAGGACUACCAGAUCUGGAGCGUGAAGAGUGCUUUGGCCAAUGAGUUCUUAAACCUCCUUUUCCAGGUCUGCCACAUAGUCCUAGGGCUCAGGCCCGGUACUCCCGAGGAGGAGGGACAGAUCAUCAGGGGUUGGUUAGAGAGGGAGAGCAGACAUGGGCUGCAGCAGGGUCAGAACUGGUUCCUCAUCUCCAUGCUGUGGUGGCAGCAGUGGAAGGACUACGUUAAAUACGGCAGUCCCUGCUGUUAUCUUCCUGUCCAGGAGCAUAAGGGCAUCGUGGUGGAGCAGCCGUCCAUCCUGAGCUCAUUACGAACUCCAAUGGCCACAGCCACUAUAGAGCCCAUCCCACCAGACAGACUAGGAGGACUGGGAACCUUCAGCCCAGUCAGCCCCACCGAGGAGAGGUCACCUGAUGCUGUGUCGAGCGCCUCGGAGGCUACAGAGAUCGCAGCCCUGAGCCCCCAGGUAGCUCCCUCAGCUACAGAGAGCUGUUUUGCCCGUCAGCACAACAUAUCAGACAACAACAAUCAGUGUUUUUCUGGAGCCAACGGACACCUCCCCUCCCAGCUUGCAGCACAACGACCUGGAGCCAUCGACAACCAGUCUCUGGUCAACACUGACCCCAUGAAGGCCCCGACGUUAACCAUGGAGGGUGGCAGGCUGAAGCGCUCCCUGCAGCUGGCGCCUGGUAGAGACUUUGAGAUGGUGCCAGAGCCGGUGUGGCGGGCGCUCUACCACUGGUAUGGUGCCAACCUCAGCCUGCCGCGCCCGGUUAUCCUGGAGAGCAAGACGGGCCAAGCAGAGCUGGAGCUCUUUCCACGCUACCUCCUCUUCCUCCGCCAGCAGCCGGCCACACGCUCCCCCCAGUCCAACAUCUGGGUCAAUAUGGGUAUGACCAGCCUGCGAAUGUUCCCACCGUAUUUGCCCCCACCAAGAGCAGGUAGUGUGCCAUCCCCCAACGCUCCUCUGAAGAGGGUGCUGGCCUACACAGGCUGCUUCAGCCGCAUGGGCACCAUCAAGGACAUCCACCUCUACCUGUCCCAGAGACUCCGCAUCAAGGAAGAGGACAUGAGACUCUGGCUCUACAACAGUGAGAACUACCUCACGCUCCUAGACGAUGAAGAUCACACAUUGGAAAGCCUGAAGAUUCAGGAUGAGCAGCAGCUAGUUAUUGAAGUCAGGAACAAAGACAUGAGUUGGCCUGAGGAAAUGUCUUUCAUUGCCAACAGUAGUAAGAUGGACAGACACAAAGUUCCUACAGAGAAGGGAGCCACUGGCCUUAGUAACCUUGGCAACACCUGCUUCAUGAACUCCAGCAUCCAGUGUGUGAGCAACACCAAGCCUCUCACAGACUACUUCAUCUCAGGGAGACACCUCUAUGAGCUCAACAGAACCAACCCCAUUGGGAUGCGAGGUCACAUGGCCAAAUGUUAUGGUGACUUGGUGAUGGAGCUGUGGAGUGGGACACAGAAGAACUUGGCUCCGCUCAAACUUAGAUGGACGAUAGCAAAGUACGCGCCGCGCUUUAAUGGCUUCCAGCAGCAGGACUCCCAGGAACUGCUGGCCUUCCUGCUGGACGGUCUGCACGAAGAUCUGAACAGAGUCCAUGAGAAACCCUACGUGGAGCUGAAGGAUAGCGAUGGCCGGCCCGACUGGGAGGUGGCCUCUGAGGCGUGGGAGAACCACCUGCGGAGGAACCGCUCCAUCGUGGUGGACCUCUUCCAUGGUCAGCUCAAGUCCCAGGUGAAGUGUAAGACAUGCGGACACAUCAGUGCUCGCUUCGACCCCUUCAACUUCCUGUCUCUGCCCCUGCCCAUGGACAGCUCAAUGCAUCUGGAGAUCACUGUCAUUAAACUGGACGGCUCCACGCCUGUGCGCUACGGCCUGAGGUUGAAUAUGGACGAGAAGUACACAGGACUGAAGAAGCAGCUGAGUGAACUGUGCAGUCUGAAGCCUGAGCAGAUCCUCCUGGCUGAGGUCCACACGUCCAACAUCAAGAACUUUCCUCAGGACAACCAGAAGGUCCGGCUGUCCGUUAACGGCUUCCUGUGUGCAUUUGAGGUCCCAGUGCCAGGGUCACCAACAUCACUGAGCUCACCCUCGCUUACAGAUGUCACCCCGAUAGCAAAUGGCUCCACUGUUAUUGGGAAUGUGGGCAAUAAGCCCGUCCUCAUCCCUAACGGUGGCCCAAGCUCGAUGGUGCCCUGCAGCCCUGACACACCCCUUGGUAAUGGGAUCGCCAAUGGACACAUCACACCGGUGCAGGAGAGCCCCUUCAUUGGAUACAUCAUUGCCAUGCACAGAAAAAUGAUGCGUACAGAGCUUUACUUCCUGUCAUCUCAGAAGAACCGGCCCAGUCUGUUCGGCAUGCCUCUUAUAGUUCCCUGCACUGUCCACACCAGUAAGAAGGACCUGUACGAUGCUGUCUGGAUCCAAGUGUCCCGACUGGCCAGUCCGCUGCCCCCGCAGGAAGCCAGCAACCACGCCCAGGACUGUGAUGACAGUAUGGGCUAUCAGUACCCCUUCACUUUACGGGUUGUGGGUAAGGAUGGCAACUCAUGUGCCUGGUGUCCCUGGUACAGGUUCUGUCGAGGCUGUACAAUAGAGUGUGCAGAGGACAGAGCCUCUAUAGGAAAUGCUUAUAUAGCUGUUGACUGGGACCCCACUGCCCUGCACCUUCGCUACCAGACCUCCCAGGAGAGGAUUGUGGAGGAGCACUGCAGUGUGGAGCAGUCCCGUCGGGCCCAGGCCGAGCCCAUCAGCUUGGACAGCUGUCUGAGGGCCUUCACCAGCGAGGAGGAGCUGGGUGAGGACGAGCUUUACUACUGCUCCAAGUGCAAGACACACCGGCUGGCCACUAAGAAGCUGGACCUCUGGAGGCUGCCACCCAUCCUGAUCGUCCACCUGAAGCGCUUCCAGUUCGUGAAUGGCCGCUGGAUCAAAUCCCAGAAGAUUGUCAAGUUCCCGCGGGAAAAUUUCGACCCCAGUGCUUUCCUGGCUCCCAGAGACCUGGAGCAGCACUCCCUGCACUCCCGCAGUGAGAGCGAGGACCUGCUGAGGGUGGGAGAAGACAACCUGUCCUCCAUCUCUGCCCCUGCUGGUUUCUGCAACCUUCCCAAAGCCUCCCCUGCCUCUAGCAGGAAGUCUGCUCCUUCUCUCAGUCGGACCAACAGCCCUUCAGGCAGCCCAAAGAUCGGCAGCGGAGGUCGCAGGCCGGGCCGACUACGCCUUCCCCAGCUGGGCAGCAGACACCGCCUCUCCAACAGCAAGGAGAACCUGGAUGGAGCUGCUAAUCCAGAGGCGGAACCACGGGACUUUGCACAACUGGCAGACACAGAGGGGAGCGGAGCAGGGACUGUGGCAUGUGGCCUUCCAGGAACAGGAGAGGCGCUGGCAUCAGAAUCAUCGUGCAACACCGAGGCGUCCAGCAGCCACUGUGACGUGGUCCUGGUGAAUGGUGACAGCAACGGGCUGAGUUCAGACUGCAGCACAGAGAGCAGCAUGGACCCGGACCACUCACUGCUACAGCACAGAGACAACAUGUGUCUGGAGGCCAUCUACAACCUCUAUGCAAUAUCAUGCCAUUCUGGAAUCAUGGGAGGAGGCCACUAUGUGACGUAUGCCAAAAACCCCAAUGAGAAAUGGUACUGUUACAAUGACAGCAGCUGUAAGGAAGUGCACUCUGAGGAGAUCGACACCGACUCGGCCUACAUCCUCUUCUACGAGCAGCAGGGCGUCGAAUACUCCCAGUUCCUGCCAAAGAUCGAUGGCAAAAAGAUGGCCGACACCAGUAGCAUGGAUGAAGACUUUGAGUCCGACUACAAGAAAUACUGUGUUCUCCAGUGAUGGCACCCCGUCUUCCAUCAGCCAGCACUACACCUGCUAUCUGCUCUCUGCUGCUGCUGCUACUGCUGCCGCCGCUGCUGCUGCCACUGCUGCCGCUGCUGCUGCUGCUGCUGCUGCUGCUGCUCUGAGCAGGAAGCACCAGGCGUUCAGAUCAUCCUGAGGGAUUCUCACAAACUGCUAAUGACUAGAGUCAGACUGUGGUCAUUGUCCUGCGUCGCAGCACUUUCUACACUCGAUCGCAAACAUGGAUUAGUGCAAACGUUUGCCAAGACGACAAUGAAGCCGUGGUGAAAGCACUAAACUGGUGCACUUUGCUGAGCCUGACAGAACAACACCCCCGCCCCCAACCCCACCCCACCUCAUGGCUACAACCCUCGCCAUAACAUACAUGUAACAUAUACUUGCAUACUUACGCAUCUCUGAAUGUAUGCCAGUAGGGCCAAGUCAUGAAGUGAUGUUGCUUUGUUAUUGUGCAUUUAUCACUUGUGACGCCAGAAUGAAAACAGAUAUUUACACCUGGAGUUAUCAUGUGAUCUGAGCCUGGAUUUCAAGGGGAAAAUAAUGAGAGCGCAAAGUGAGUUCCAGGUGUAAAUGCAAGGCCAAUGAUUGGAUCCACAUAGAGUUUUAAAUGCCAACAGAGUUCAAUAACCUGUGUAUGUGUCAUAUUUGAUGUCACAGGUCAACAUUAUGUUGAAAUUUGGUAUCUAGUUUAUUGGAUAUCGUGGCAAGCUUUUAACAAAAAAAAAAAAAGAAAGAGGUUGUCUCAAGGUUUUAUUAGCGCUAGUGUCAGUUGAGAAAACAUAAGUCAUAUGCUACCUCAUCGCUUCACGCAGUCUGUCAGCCAGCUGUACCCUAAAAGUCUGUGACAGUAUUAAUAAUAAUAAUGAAAAUGCUUCCUUCCAGUGUAGGAGUCAUGGUACAUACAUUUCAGGAAAGCUUCCCCCCAGAAGGGUCUCCCCUCUUUGUAGGACACCUACACAGGUCCUGAUGUGGACAUGAAAUCAGGCAUUGUUGCCACAACUGUGUUUCACCCCGCAGCUGCCAAAUAUCAGUGGUGAUUUGUGCAAUGUUGACCUGUGUGUACCCAUAACUUCUCAGACACUCUAAAAGCUUCAGUGUGAGUCAAUUUGUUUAGGACAGGUGCCAUGAUCUCAAAAGAGAGACCCUGAAAGAAUAAUAUACAGUAUACAUUGAAUUUUCUUUCUUCUUUUUUUUUGAUUGUUCUUUUAUAAAAGAUUAAUUUUAUUGUUGUUAUUAUUUUUCUUACGGCAGGUUUCUUAGGAGCCACUUCAGGUUAGGAAUGGAUAUAUUCAUCUCAAAGAGACACCAAGCAGCGUCAAGCUUAUCUUGGCAGCACUGUGGCACCUUUCACCUGCUGCAAUUCUCAAACUCAGCCGUUACACUAACGUUCACACACUCCCAUAUAACAAUCCACAAACAGUUGGGAUAUUUGGGAUCCCUUUAUCACAGUUACAGAAUGAUUUUACCCAUCUUUUUGACAUAAUAUUGGUUAAAGAGUAACUUGACAGUACUCAACCAAUUCAGCAUCGCACGUUUGUAACACUGUUGGAUAUACGAUGGGCGGUUAAAAAGCAAAAAGCAUCAAAACGGAUGCAGCAGAGAUAUCAUCUUUUUUUCUUAUUUUGUGCAUUCUUCUUUCUUGUCAAAAUCUGCCACCUCCUGCAUGACCCACAGUGCAGCUCGAAAGCCACCAGCAGUGACGUCACUUGAGGCAAUUUAUCAGACUUCAGACAGCUCCCUCUGGAACCACAAAAGGCUUUAUACGAGGCUCUUCACAGCAUGCAGUAGAACGCCCACACCUGGAAACAGAUUUUGGCUCGAGAAAUUGAUGGAGUUCCCCAGGCUGCAACUAAGAAUCUCACUGCCCUCUCUAGUUGAAAGACUAAGCCUGUUUCUUGUGCUUUGCUGCGCUUUGAAUCCCCAGCAGUAAUUUAACUGUACAUCACUGCAGCUCGGCGAAUUAAACCGAAAGUCUAACAGAAACAAGUUUUUUGGGGGGUGGGGGUGAGUUACUCUUUAAUGACCACCUAUUACGCAUCUGUGUGACUGUAGAGUUUGUGCUCUCAUGCACCUUGUGGUACACUUGAUUUUCAAGGUGGCACCCUGCUGUGGAAGCUUCAGUAACACUUGAGUUUUACGGGUCUCAAAUCUCAAAGAUCCCUCAGGCUCCCAGGCUGUCCUGGGUCACACAUUUGUUUGGGGAUAUGGGCCUUUAAAUCCUUAACAUUUAAAUAAACGUUAAACCCCUGUGUCACUUAAAUAGUGCAUAUUCCUAAAAAAGAAGAAAAAAAAUGUUUUAGUUAAUUAAUUGAUUCACUUGUUAAGUGCUCUGUCCAAUGGGAAGAGGCCCACAGCCCAUUUUAACCCUAUGACCCCCUUAUGGGGUUAUCUGGCCCUGAUGGGUCCCAUAGACCCAGCAGUUCCCUAAAUGGAAGUUACUGUAAGGUUAUGAGUAAGAAUUAUACAGUUUGUUCAAAUUUAUUCCAAAGUGAAUGGAAACGGUGUUCAAUCAGUACACUUCCACUUAAUUCAUUCCAGCUCAUCACUAGUGUAACUCAGCAGUACAUGAACAUACAUUUCAAAAUGUAUGAAGAACAAAGUUUCCAAUAUCAAACUAAAAAUGCAUGAAUAUUUGCUGUGUAUUUAAAGUAAACAUGUGUUGUUUCUGAGACAUUCUGCUGGAAAUCAAAUGGUUGAUAAGAUUUCAGACCUGUAUGUUGUAGUGUUACCAAAACUUCCAUCCCUGUGAAAAGGCCCACUGUUAUGAGACGGUUUAAGUGUGCUGUUCUGUUGAGGGAUCCACUCUGUAAAAGCUUCACUGCAUCACUGGACCCAGCAUUUAGAUGAUAAUCUGUUCUGUGCGUGUUUAUUAUUGGUUUCAUGUGAAUUCUGGCAAAAUCCGGUCGUCCUGUUCUCUAAAAAUUGGCUGCUUGAUGUGACUGUUGAGGUUAGGUUGAAAUGAACAAACCGGCGUGAGCGGCAGAGCUCUGUGUCUGCUGUGUAGCAGCAUGUGUGGAGCUCCCCCAGCGCGGGGCUCGGUCGAAUCACUGUGAACAGACAGCGACUCCCGACGAGUCUCCACUUUGUCUUCUAGAUCACAGGAGACAAAUCUCUGUGCUCGCCCCUUUUUAGCUGCUGUAUUUAUGGAUGUAUUUGGAGAGAUAUUUGUCGCUGAAUGAAAGUUUAUUUUCCUUUGCAGAGUACAUUUGUUGAACAAAUGGAAAUGUACAGAUGAGUGCUAUUUAUGUUUGCUCGCUCCACACUCUUUUUUUUCCUCCACCCUCCUGCCUUUGCACCGCGCUGUAGACGAUGUCCAGAUUGUGUCCAUGUUGAAAUGUCAUCACAUGGCUCAAAGGGAAAGUUUGUCUCUUGAGAACCUAGUUUGUAAUGUUUGCUUCAUUUAACGGUGCAAUAGCUGUCAACUUUUUUGGUAACACUUGACUUUACAGGUCUGCAAAUUUCAUGGUAAGUAGGUGGUAAUCAUCGAGUAAAUUAUUGGACAUGUCUGUGGAAUUACCUCCAUAUUACCAUCAUAUUUACUUUUGAAUUGAAACAAUAUCAUUUAAUUAUGAUGUUCUAGGAUUUUAGCAAUUAGUAAUUUGUGAUUUCUUCCAAGAAGCACUCUAGUUUUGGGGCAGAAAUGUUAAUGAGUAUUCUUCUUAAAUAAACUGUCAUUGUUUUCAGAGGAUCCUGCCACCUUUCUAGUUCAAACAGUAUUCUGGGACCUUAUUUUCCUCUGACAACAGCUUGUUUAUUCACCAGUGGAAAAUAUGCAAGUUUAUAAGUUUGUAUUAUAACCUCAUCAAUAUUGUAAAAUCUGAGUUUGAUCUCCUCCUCCAAAACUACACAGUGCCCCAACACUUUCAGAAACACUAGUUUCUGUCUAACUUCUGCUCAGCAGACCACAACAUUGACGUGAAUUCAUGUAACUUUAUUUCUAACUAGUUCUAGAACUUCUGCGUGCUGCUUAGUUUAAGUGAAUUUUUUAACCUUUUAUAUUUUCACUAAUGUCUGUAUAAUUUCAGCGGCUCAUUCCAACUUUGCAACAAAUUUCCCAAUUAUCAAUGUUUUUAUUGUAAGCCACCAAAAAUGUCCUACUUUUAAGAUUGCCUAAAAAACUUUUAAUCACAGAAAAAGUUAAAUGCCACUUUUUAAUAUUUUGAGACAACAUUACAGAAAACAACCGCAAAAUAAAGCCACAGCAACUCACUUCAAUUUAGUGGCCUGCUGAGCAAAAGUUGGACAGAAACUAGGGGGAAAGUAUGGAGGCCGUGACCUGUAACUGUAAAGAAAUUAGCAGCCAUAUCAACUGCUUCUUGGAAAACCACAGAGUAUUACUAAAAGACAAUAUUGAGAGUAAUUUAAAUCGAUUUUUAGGUGCAUAUUGCGGUAAUUUGGGGAUCAUUUCAAAGAAGUUUCAAUGAAGCAAGUUGACAAUUUCCACUUACAAUUUCUACUUACCGUGAAAUGUGCUGACCUGUAAAAUUAAGUGUUACCUUUGUUUUGUUUUUGUUUUUUUGUUUUUUUUUUUUGCUGUGAAUUUUUACUCAAACAACUACUUGUAUAAUGCUAAGCUUACACACCUGUACACAACUGUACUAGCAAAAACACGAUUAAAAGUUGGGGCUAAUUUCAGCACAAUUUUCAUAAUGCAGGAACGAGGAUUUUCUGCCCUAAAGAACUGAACUUGAAGUUGAAGAACUUGAGUUAAAAUUGUGCAAAAACGGAUCCUGUGAACCGCGGGGAUGAUAUGUAAAGACCCUCACCAGAAGCCCUGCCCACAUGGCCCCACCCCCCAGAAGUAUAGUCAGGCAGGCAGUGCAAUCUACUACUGAGCUGUCUGUCACUGUCUGUAGCCUCUUUUUAUUUAAGUUCAUUUCUGUCAGAUCUGAACCGGAGUUUGUUAAUUUAAAGAACUUUUUUUGUAACGUGUUUGUUGAAAGAAAGUGACAUUGCACUGACGUGAAAACAUGUACAUAAAAAGAAAAAUGUGUUUUGUAAAUAAGCCAAUGAAAACUAUGUAUUUGAAUAUGAACUGUACAAAAUACUGUACUUGUAGUUGUAUAUGGAGUGAUACUGUUGAUCUGUAACAAAAUACCCAAGCAACAAAUUAAAUUCUGCAGAGGAAACGACAA